CGGCAUAGUAGAGGGGGGAGAGUGUAAAUGGAGAGGCGCUAACAAGAUCCGAGUAAAAAAAAAAAAAAAAAAAAAAAACAAGAUCCGAGUCGGCCGGACGCUGAUGCGCCGCUGCAGUGAGCGACAGUGUAGACGAAGGAGGAGAAGGAAAAGAAGGGGAAGGAGAAAGGAAGAAGAAUAAAGUGGAGGACGAGGAAUAAGUAGGGAAGAGGAGGUGGAAAGCUAACGAGAGGAGGUUCGAAUAGGAGGGGAGUUAUCUGAAGGCUACCAUAGCCGUCAGGAGCUGCGAGGCGGAAGCUCGUUGCCCAAGAGGAUCGUCUUCAACAAACAGCGCGCUGAGGCUAUGCUUUGGACUGAUGGGAAUGCUUACCUCAAGCAGGGAUGACGCUGUUUUGGAUCACCUCAGCCCAACGCGUGGAGUCGUGUUACCAGUCCUGUGCAGAUUCUUCGAACAAUGAUUCGCAGUCUAUCAUUAGUUUGCAGCAACGGGAGAUCUGAUGGUCUUUUUCGCGCAAGGGGUUGACACCACUCAUACCAUGUGAACUAGUUAUUCCUGGAUCAUCACGGAGAGUUGGUAAUGGAGUUGAUUGAGUGACGAUGGGUGCUAGUUCCAGUUAAGGGGUUGUUAGUUAGAAGUGAGUGUUUAAUACUGGUUGAUGACUCAUAUGUCUGAGAACGUUGUCCUCAUACGAUGAUCAUUGUAGGGAACUUGUGGGCAUAAGGUAACUUUCAUACGGUAGGGAUGGGACUCUCGAUGAACUGAUUGUGCGUAGGAGCAGCGUAGAGGUCCAGAUACGGUUUCUAGGAGUGAACAACGAAGUAUAGGAUCUAUAUUCGCUUUCGACUGCGGAGAAGUAUGGGGAUGUGCUGUUCUCGAGGACUGAUGUAACGAAUGGCGCAGGGGGACUAUCUAUGUAGAACGAUAGAUACAUGGUUCCCUGUACUUCCGUGUCGAAGGGGGGGAGCAAGCGGCGUCGAUAUCGGCAGCCCGUGGAAGCAAAAUGUCUGCGAAGAUACGUCCUUUCCGUCCACCGUGAUGCAACUCGAAUGGAGUCACGCCAAUCGUCGGGUGCACCGAAGUGUUGUAGGCGAACUCGAUGUCGGGAAGGUGGUCAACCUAAUCCUUCUGAUCCGGGCGGAUGAGUGUGGGAAGCAUCAUCUGCGCAGUCUGGUGCGCAUGUUCCGUUUGCCCAGCCGUUUGAGGAUGUCGUGCGGAACUUGGUUUCAUGCUGGUGCCGGAUUCCACCAUGAGUAUCGUCCAAAAGGUUUACAUGAAACGAGUGUCGCAGUCGUUGACGAUGUCUUUUGGAACGUCGUGGCUGCAAAACCAGCCGGUAUGCAAAAGCCGUGCGAGCUCGGGGGCCGUCGCAUGAUACUUGCAUGGAAGAAAUCGAGCGUACUUGCUCAAAUGGUCAACGACCGUGAGAAUACCAUCAUGGCCAAAGCAAUCGCGAGGGAAAGGGCCGAUCACAUCCAUAGCAAUAGAGAGACCUGGUUCUCGAGGAAUCGGCAAUGGUUUCAGUUUGCCGUACGGGAGCUGAUGGUGCCCUUUGUUCCGGUGGCAAACUGCACAUGACUGAAUGUACCGGUUGAUGUCGCUGAUGCUGUCCGACCAAUCAAAUCGCUAGCGGAGU
Chara braunii is the source of this 1634-nucleotide messenger RNA. NCBI's taxonomy places the organism in Eukaryota, Viridiplantae, Streptophyta, Charophyceae, Charales, Characeae. The record is from the annotation of a GenBank genome assembly.